ACCCCCGAAGUUUGUUUAUUUUUGCAAGCAAUCUGGCAUUAUUUAAGUAGUAUUUAGUGAAAGUCUUCAUUUAUUAUUGCUUUCAGUUAAAUGCACAAGAUGAAAACAACCGGCGAUGCUCUUUCACGAUUGCGCGUGUUGAUGAGUGGAUCGUCUUUGACCGAACCUUUAGUUGCUUAUAUUAUUCCAUCAGAUGAUGCUCACCAGAGUGAAUAUUUAGCUGCACGUGACAGACGACGUCAUUUCAUCACAGGAUUUACAGGUUCUGCUGGAACUGCUGUUGUAACUCAAAGUGAAGCACUUCUUUGGACUGAUGGUCGAUAUUAUCAACAAGCUUCUCAACAACUCGACACAAACUGGACGUUAAUGAAAGAUGGCCUUCCAGAAACACCAACAAUGGUUCAAUGGCUUCAGAAGAAUUGUAAAUCAGGAGAUCGAAUUGGUGUCGAUGCAAAUUUAAUGUCAACUCGUACAUGGAAUUCAUUAGCUAAUGCUUUUGAAAACGAAGGUUGCAUCAUGACAGCUGUAAAGAAGAAUUUAAUUGAUGAAGUUUGGGAUGAUCAACCAGCGCAACCUAAUAAUUCAGUGUUUCCUUUAGAUGUUGAAUUUACUGGCAAAUUAGUAGAACAAAAGUUAAUUGAAGUGCGUGAAAAGAUGAGUGAACAAGAAGCCAAAGUUAUGGUGGUUACAGCAUUAGAUGAGAUUGCAUAUUUAUUAAAUCUUCGUGGUUCAGAUAUAAAUGCAAAUCCAGUUUUCUUUUCGUACGUCAUCGUCACCGACAAAGAAGUUUAUUUCUUCAUUGAUCCCUCAAGAGUUACAAAUGAAAUUCGUUCGCAUUUCUCAGCUAAUAAGGUUGAAAUCAUAUUUAAGAAUUACGAUGAAGUGUUCACAGUUUUUGAAGAGUUAGCUAAGGAAAGUGAUGGAAAAGUGUGGGUGAGUUUAGGAUCAAGUCAAGCAUUGACUGAACUGGUUCCAAAGCAAAAAAGAAUUCAAGACAUUACACCAAUUGCUGUCAUGAAAGCAAUUAAGAAUGAUGUUGAAGUAGAUGGAAUGAGAAACUCUCAUAUAAGAGAUGGCGUAGCUUUGGUGCAAUAUUUUGCUUGGCUUGAAAAUGAAAUUCUUAAUAAACGAACUGUGACUGAAAUUUCCGGUGCUGAUAAGCUUGAAGAGUUCCGAUCGAAACAAAGGCAUUUUAAAGGAGUUAGCUUUGGAACAAUCAAUGGAAGUGGACCAAAUGGAAGCAUAAUUCACUAUGGUGCUACGAAUGAAACCAAUCGUGAAAUCACCGACCGUGAAAUGUAUUUGUGUGAUAGCGGCGGUCAAUAUUUAGAUGGAACAACUGACGUUACUCGAACGUGGCAUUUUGGUGCACCAAGUGAUUAUGAGAGAGAAUGCUUCACUCGAGUUUUCAAAGGUCAAUGGCAAAUGGGUUCACUUGUCUUUCCAAACAAAGUUAAAGGACGAGCACUUGAUUCUUUAGCAAGAAAAUUCCUUUGGGAUUAUGGCUUAGAUUAUGGACAUGGAACGGGUCAUGGUAUUGGAUCGUUCUUGAAUGUUCAUGAAGGUCCCAUGGGUAUUGGAACUCGUGAUUAUCCAGAUGACCCUGGCCUACAAGUCAACAUGUUUUUAUCGAAUGAACCUGGAUAUUACGAAGAAGGACAAUUUGGCAUUCGUAUUGAAGACAUCGUACAAAUUGUGAAAGCAAAUGUGCCAAAAGAUUUCGCUGGGCGUGGUGCAUUAACUUUCUACACGGUCACUCUGUGUCCCAUUUCAACGAAACUAAUAAAAGUCGAGAUGUUGACUGAAGCAGAACGUCAAGGUUUAAAUGCUUAUCAUAAGCGAGUCUAUGACACCCUAAAGCCGUUAAUUGAUCCAACUGAUGAGCUCACACUUAAUUGGUUGCAAAAGGAAACAAAUCCAAUCUGAAGAAAUUCUUGUCAUUAAUUAUUUCUUUUCUGUUCAAUAAAAUUGAUCACAAAUUGUGAUAAAACAAAAUUCUUUAUUUAUUAAUUUAUUUAUUACGCAUUAAUCUCAUCGAUAAAUUGAAAGUC
Messenger RNA from Clunio marinus, 2051 nucleotides. NCBI's taxonomy places the organism in Eukaryota, Metazoa, Arthropoda, Insecta, Diptera, Chironomidae. The record is from the annotation of a GenBank genome assembly.